Molecule: messenger RNA, 2308 nt
Organism: Archocentrus centrarchus (flier cichlid)
Lineage: Eukaryota; Metazoa; Chordata; Actinopteri; Cichliformes; Cichlidae
Product: programmed cell death 1 ligand 1-like
Exons: 3
Coding region: 204-782 (192 amino acids)
Biological process (GO): cellular response to lipopolysaccharide; positive regulation of T cell proliferation; immune response
Cellular component (GO): external side of plasma membrane
Source: RefSeq, a predicted model, not a curated record
UCUAACGCGACUUCCUUACAUAGAAUCGAAAGUGUGGAGUUUGAUCGAGCGGCUGAAAAACAAAGUUUCAUCUUUCUUUAAGCCUUCAAUGUAAUCUCCUGCAGUCAGGUUCAAACUGAGGUUCUGUUCUUCAGUGAAAACACCAACAGACUCAGACAUUUAGAACAAACUGAGCGUCGAUCAGCAGAAAGAAGAACACGGAAAUGGCUGCUGUGACCGCGACGCUCUGCUCAACGUUGCUGUUUGUGUUUGUCUCUGCAGAGCAGAAAAACAUCACAGCUGACUUUGGACAGAACAUCACUCUGCCAUGUCGAACUCCAAACAACAACAUAAUUUUAGGUGCAGAGUGGAGCAGAGCUGACCUGGGAGAAGAAUAUGUCCUGUUUUACCGGGAUGGACGGUUAGAUCCAGGAAACCAGCAUCCAUCUUUUAAGAACCGGGUGGAUCUGCAGGACAGACAGAUGAAGGAUGGAGACGUGUCUGUGAUUCUGAAGAAUGUGAUGAUUAAUGACUCUGGAACAUACGAGUGUCGUGUCGUCCAGACAGGAACAAAACGUAGUAGGCGAGCCAUUUUAGAGACUGUCCCCAUCAGCAUCAUCUACCUGAGAGUUGUUGCUCCUCCAGGUCCAGGAGGAGCUGUUGGAGUGAUCGUCGGCCUGUCAGUUUCUGCUCUGCUUCUUAUUCUUCUUGUCGCUGUUGUUGGUUUUAUGAUCUACAGAAAACAUAAACAUCAACAGAAUCAAAACCUAUACCAGUCUCCUUCUGCGCAGCAGGAUGUUUAAAAUGUGUCAGAGCUUUUUAGACAACAACAAGCCCCACAAUGGUUGAAUACCAACAAAAAGCACAGACACCAAGAGACAAAGAAGAAAACAGGUGGAUGGCAGGGAGCAGCUCAUCUGUCAGCAGAGACAGACCGUUAUUAAAAACAUAUUCCUCUGUGUCUGUGGGAGUGUGUCAGGAAACUAGAGUCAGUGAUGACACCAAGUAAAGAUAAAGUUAAUAAGAUGCUGCCUAUUAGAAUAUGUUUACAAUGUUAAAGCUUACAUAAUCUCAGUGUUUUUUUUACUUUGAUGUAGAUUAAUACUUUGUUGUUUUGCAUUUUUGGUCAUUUGGAAAAUUGCAAAUAUUAUUAUUAGGAGUAAAACACAGUAAUACAGUAGUAGCAGUAGUACUAUUCCAUUUAACACUGCUGUAAGCCUUGUUUCUCUGUUACAAACUGACUCUGGAUCAGUUACAGUUAUUAGAUCUACUCUCAGAAAAACCUGGAAGCUUUUCUAAUGUUCAUCAAACCACGUCAUUAUUGAUUUAUUGAUUUCUAGUGAGGUGUCAGAUAUGGUCUUCAUGCAGACAGAGUUACAGAUGUCUGUUAAAUUUAUUCAGACAGCCUUGUUAGUUCACCUGUUCUGAGGCAGCUCACAGAGUUUGAACACACUGAGGAGGAAAUAUUUAAUUCAGUCAUUUUCAGUCUCUGUUAUGGACACAGACAGCCCCCUGAUGGGGGCGCAUGUGUAGCUGCUGCAUUGAGUCCAUGUGGUCACAGAGAAACCAGGAAAGCAUGCAGACGUCUGCACAGCCCGUCAUGUUCUCCCUCUGAUGGUGGAAUUCAGAGCUGGCAGACUCGUGGAUGCUGAAAGGAUCUUUGCUGCUUUAGCUGCCUCUGAGCUUCAUCAAUCACUUUGUUUAUGGUUUGUUUCUCACUGUUCAUGAGCUCAGUGUGUGUCACAGCAUCAGGAUCAGUGUGUGUUUAUCUUUGUGUGUUCAGUGAUCAGCUGUAACUCAGUGACACAUUGUUGUGACAGUAUCAUGAAGCACAGAGAGAAAUCAUCUCCAUGUAUCUGCAGAGAUGUUUCCUCUGAUCUGUGAAGCUUUACUCAACUUUUCCUUCAUGAAGGAGACGCUUCAGUCUGUUUGUUACUUGAAAUCAGUGGUGGACAAACUAUGGCUCGUGGGCCACACCCGGCCCGUUGGUCUUUUUAAUCCAGCCCACCAAAGAUUGGCACACAAUUGCCCAAAUCAAAUCAUAUCAUAAUUAUGACUGAUGUUGAGUAUUCUGAGAAUUGCUACAGCAAAACUAACACCAGAUUUCAUGCACUGGCAAAAACAACACUGUUCCCACUAAAAGUAAAUGUAAGUAUUAACACUGUAAUGCCUUUUUUAUGUUUAUGUUUGCUAUGUCUGCAUCUGGUGCUGGCCCAGCCCAGCUGUCAAAUUUCAAAAAGAAAAUGUGGCCCCAGUGCCAGACAGUUUGCCCACCCAUGCUUUGAAUUUUCCAAUAGCUGUUCACAUUGUUACUUUAUUUCCUUUAUUA